AUGCUCUCACUACCACUCCUCCUACCGCAACCAGACAUACUACCAGGUCGCCUUAAUUUGCGUCCUCGAUCUCCAUCUCCACCGCAGCAUGGUCGACAUAAUCAGCAAGGCCACCGCCAACACCACCAACAAUCUCGCCGCGACGAAGAGAAACGCAAUGCAAACCCUCGCACCAACCCUCUCGCCCUGCUGGUAGCAGAUGAAGCAGCAAUCCAAGCCCGCAAGCAUGCCAUCCGCAACUUUGGCUCCUACUGGAUACGACCCCCCGGCAUCCCGAAGACCCUACAGGCCAUGAACGAGGAGGCUGCCGACUUGGCUGAGCAUGAGGAGAUGAUGCGGCAGGAGCAGGGGUUGCGGGAUAUGCAGGCGCAGCAGCAGGCUGAGGAAGCGCGAGCCCGGGCGGAGGCAGGGGAGGAAGAAGGCGAGGGCGAGGAGGAGAGGGAUCUGGAUGAAGAUAUUCCUGAUGCUGAUGCGGAUGUUGAGGAGGAGAGUGAAGAAGAGGAAGAGGAAGAGGAGGAGAGUGGGCUAGGGGGCGAGGUGACAUCCUUCAAUGAAGAGAGUAUAGUUGAGGGGAGCAGGGUGAUGGAUGAGCAGCAAGCACGACGCUUCGCAGAACGAGAGGAGGCAGAAUUAACGGGCGCCGCGAGGGAUGAAGAAGACCUGGGCAUCGAGAUGGAGCGCGAUCUAGACGACUCGGUGCCGGAGGCAGGCAGCUACCAGCACACGGAUACAGAGGUCGAAGAUAGCACCUCCGACGGCGAUCUAGACGACGACGACUCGCCGCUCGGUGACUCCGUCGGUGCAGCGGCACGGCAACAGCGACAACUACAGCAAGCACAACAACAACAGCAGCAAAUCCCAUCUUCAUCCGCACGACGACCAGGCACACGCUCCUCCGUUCGCUCGCAAUUCACACAAUCGAAUCACCACCAGCAGCCGCAACGUGGCCGUCUCCCCUUUGAAGCUCUCGACCACGCCACCAUCACGCCCGCCAAUGGCAGCGGGAACGUCAGCAUGCAAGACCGUCUUCGGGCGGCACCGUCGCUUGAUGCGUCGCUCACGCGAAGCCCGGGGAGUUUGAACUUGUCGAGCUCGAUGGUUGAGAGUUCGUUCGUGAGUAGUAGUCCGGUGAUGCAGAGGGGUGCGAGAGGGAGGGGUGGGCGGAGAGAGGGGUGA
This is a messenger RNA of Saxophila tyrrhenica, 1176 nucleotides long. RefSeq lists its product as uncharacterized. The record is from RefSeq and is a predicted model, not a curated record. Gene Ontology annotation, biological process: anaphase-promoting complex-dependent catabolic process. NCBI's taxonomy places the organism in Eukaryota, Fungi, Ascomycota, Dothideomycetes, Mycosphaerellales, Extremaceae. The transcript has 2 exons. Gene Ontology annotation, cellular component: anaphase-promoting complex. The coding region runs from base 1 to 1176 and encodes 391 amino acids.